AUGGAUCAACAAGAUUUAUCAAACGUUGAAAAUGAUGAACAAAAUUCCAAAUUUGAACAAACAUUUAAAUUCAAUCCAGAUGCAGAAGAGUUUAAGCCACUGGAUUCUUGGCUGGAUGUGCCUGUAAACAACACGUCACUAGAUUCAUGUACUCUGGGUGUAGAGUCACUAAAAAUAUCUGAAGAUUCUAUCGCCGAUGACGAUGAUUCAUGGGAUAAUGAGCUCAGUGAUUCACAAAAAGAAUCAUUGGCUAAGAAGAAAGAGGGGAAGGAAUCUGCUUUAUCUCCACCAGAUUCAAGACCACACCUUAACAUUGUAUUUAUCGGACACAUUGAUGCAGGGAAAUCAACAACAUGUGGAAAUAUACUAUACCUUUCCGGAUACGUAGAUGAGCGUACAAUUGAAAAGUACGGCAAGGAAGCUAAGGAAAAGAAUAGAGAAAGUUGGUUCCUAGCCUUUAUUAUGGACACUAAUGAAGAAGAAAGAGAAAGGGGGAAAACCAUAGAAGUGGGUAGAGCGAAAAUAGAAACGAAGAACAGGAGAUUCACAAUCCUUGAUGCUCCAGGACAUAGAAACUAUGUUCCAAACAUGAUUGAUGGAGCAACUCAAGCCGAUUGCGGAGUUUUAAUUAUCUCAGCUAGAAAGGGAGAGUUUGAAACUGGGUUCGAAAGAGGAGGUCAGACGAGAGAACACGCACUUCUUGCGAAAACAUUAGGUGUUAGUUAUCUAAUCGUAGCUAUAAACAAGAUGGAUGAUUCCACGUGUAACUGGUCAAAGGACAGAUAUGAUGGAAUAAUAAAAAAGCUAAAGCCAUUCCUUAAGACGUGUGGGUUCACUGAAGGGAAGGAUUUGAGUUUUGUUCCGAUAUCGGGACUCCUUGGCCAGAAUCUAAUCGACCACAUUUCUGAUGUAAACUACAAACAUUAUGAUCCAAAUGCAGCAUGGUAUGAUACUUCAAUGCCUACACUUUUCCAACUCCUCGAUAACGUCCCAACACUGGAUUCAGAAGAAAAUGCGCCGUUAAGAAUCCCAGUUAUUGACACUUACAGAGAGAACGGGCUGGUUUGUCUGGGAAAGGUGGAGUCGGGAAUGGUUAAAACAGGGCAGAACUGUAUUGUUGUACCGAACAGGUCAAGGUCCAAGGUUUCCAAUAUUUAUUUCGAAAGCGACGAGUACUCAUAUGCCAAAGUGGGUGAGAACAUUAGGUUAAGACUUUCCUCAACCGAUGACGAAAAUAUAACAAAAGGCUCUGUGAUUUGUAACGUAGAGUCUCCGUGUCCAGUAGUCUUAGAGUUUACAGCUUUAAUUUCGAUAAUUGACUUACUUGAGCACAGACCACUAGUGUCAUCAGGAUACUACUGUAUGUUUCACGCUCACUGUGUAGCAGCUGAAGUCAAGUUCCUAAAGUUGUUGGAAACUGUUGAUAAGGCGACUAAAAAGAAGAAACCAAACCCAGUAUUCGUCUCUAACAAUUCAAUCGUAACAGCACACCUAAUGGUGACUCCAGCGGCGUGCUUAGAGAAGUUCUCAGACUGUCCUCAGCUAGGAAGGUUCACUCUACGCGAUGAGGACAAGACUAUAGGAAUCGGAAAAGUUUUAGAUAUUUUAAAAACAGAGUAA
This is a messenger RNA of Theileria annulata, 1620 nucleotides long. Its product is annotated as elongation factor subunit (either EF1 or release factor), putative. Bases 1 to 1620 code for a protein of 539 amino acids. Gene Ontology annotation, molecular function: translation release factor activity; GTP binding; GTPase activity. Gene Ontology annotation, biological process: translation. NCBI's taxonomy places the organism in Eukaryota, Apicomplexa, Aconoidasida, Piroplasmida, Theileriidae. Gene Ontology annotation, cellular component: translation release factor complex. The record is from RefSeq and is a predicted model, not a curated record. The transcript has 6 exons.